AUGAAGGGGCGUGGUUACAAUGUGAGUUACUAAUGGCUCCAUGAUGCUGUUUCCUUUAAGCGGAGGAGCUUUGUGAAACAGGUUUUGUGAAACAGGUUUUUCGCUGAUGCCAGAGCUGCCUGUGGCAGUGGCUGUGCCUAUAGCUGUCACUCUGGCUCUCAGUGAAUUCAGAGUGUGUAGGCAUGUGCUGUGGUGCUGUAGUGACCAAGAGUUCCUUGGUUUGAACCCUUCUUGGUUUUGGCUCUACAGUUUCUGGCAUAUGGAUGUUAAGCUACUCAACAGGUCUGCGUGUGUUGUGUUCAUCAGCUGCCUCUGUCCCACACCUUAAACACGCUUCUGUGACAAGUGCAGGGCACUUGCCUAUGCCACCAGCAAUUCCUCACAAGCCAGGAUAUUUGUGAUCAUACUGUUCCUAUUUAUUGCUGGUGAAGAUACAAGGUUUACAGUGUGUUUCACCCUGAAUGGUCGAUCAUGAAAAAUAGGAUUUGAAAACAGUUUCAGGCAGCUACUGGUUUUUUUCUUUUACUGUAUUGCUACUGGCUAGCCGUAAAUCCUUACCCCUCCGUCUGGAAUCUGAGUGACUCCACUUUGUCACGAAUGAAGAAACUGAAAAGCAAUUCUGUUUGCUUGAUCGGUGCUGCGUGGUAAGUAGUGCCGGCAGCCUCUUAGGUGCUGUGGGUAUGCUUGUGUUUUUAGGAGGCUAUCUACUUCCCACUAGUCAGUGAUGUGAGAGUAUCUUGAGCAUAAACUGCCUGUAAACUUGACAGUCGGAAAACCUGACUGCUUUAGCAGAAGAAUUUCACAAGGUGGCAGUACUGAUAAACUAAUUCUGCUGUGUCAGAAUGAUAUGCCUACCAUUGUGAUAGAAACUCAUCCCAGCUCAAAGCUGGGGGACAGGAUUUCUCCAACCCUUGGCUCUUCAUUGCUAGUAGUGCUAAUUUAUCAGUAGAGAUGGCUUAGGCUGUGGUUUUCUGCUGUGAUGCAGGCAGUUCCCUGCUUGGUUUUCAGCUCCCACAUCAAGCUUUCUCUCCAAAGCACGCCCUGUUUAUUCUCUUGAACUGUCAUAGCUUGCUGGUUAAUUCAGUACCUUCAAGAAAACAUCUCCAAAGCAAGAUCUUCAGCUGCCCUAAAGUUCAACAAUUGCUGAGUUAUUGCCCAGACCAGUAGUAGUGGAUACUUUGGAUAACCAGGAGGCUUUUUCACUCCAAAUGUGAUGCUUUUCUGAUCAGAUUGCUGUUGUGGUACCCACAAGUACACACGUGCUUCAGCAAAGAACCAAAGAUUUGUGAUGUUGAAAUAAGGAAGGAUUCUGGUUUUAAUGAUGUGUGUAAAGCUGGGCUAGUGAUUGAAGCAAAUUCUUUUUGGUGCAACCUCCUGCUGCAGGAGGGAUUGCCACACACUUGUUUGUGCUUUUCUACUUAUAGAUACAUUGUAAAAACAAGCCAAAUGGUUUAAUAGCUUAUUUUUACAGCUGUAAUAACCAAAUUGAGUAGAAGAAACAUCAAAUUGAGUUGUAAGAAACAUCCUUUGAUGUUAGUGUCUAUGCACUUGUGUACUGUCUGCUUUCUGGAUAAAUCCUUAAAGAAGCUGAAUGUUUACUUUGCCAUUGCUGUACCCAAAUACUGAAAUUUGAGAUGUUACCUUUAAAAAAAACAAACACCACCACAUAACACCAAAACACCAUCAAAAAAAAGCUGGGGAGGCUUAGUAAAUGCUGUGUGUGUUUCUCCAUGUUUGAGAGUAAGCUUUUGAAGUUUAUAUUUAGACUUUCUUACCAAGGAAAAAAAGAGGGAGAAUUCUUUGAAACUGAAGAAUAGGCUUUUCAGGCUAUAAAUCCAGUGUGUAUUUUAUUAAUUUAGAGGAACUGGAACCGUGGCAACUCCUGCAGUUUCCUUUUUGGAGCAGUUGGAGGAAGUGGAUCUCCAGCUGUGUUUGGUCUGAUGGGUUAAUACUGUUCCAGGCACCAGAAAUAAUUUUCUUGUCUGUCAUACUUAGCCCUAAUGGAGGGCUGUGCUGUGUCUGACAGUUUAAUUUUGUCCAGAUCUUCCUUUAGAAAUCCAACUUUAUUUCAAACUCUAUGUAGGAGUGAUGUGUACGAACACGCUGUUUCACAAACAGUCUACAAAUGCAGCCCUGAAAUGACACAUUAGUUCUGGUGGGUCAUGCGUGAUGUGGGCCUGGGUGACCCAGGACACGGGCUGUGCCACCCUGCCCAAGGGCACUGUGAUUCCAGCUGCUAAUCCGGAGUGUGAGGCUGAAAAUAACCCAGCAGAGCUGAGCCAGUGAGAGGCUGCUGCUAUAACCUGGAAGGAAAUUACUGUCAUCGGGAGUAAACUUCCUGGGUUGUUCUGCGGCCGGGGCAGCGAGAAGAGAAGCAGCAGUGAGUGAGAUGGGUUUGACCAGCUGUGUGAAUAGUAGGAUCUAGCUGAUGCUGAAGCUUCCUUGUAAUGAUGUCAUCACGUACAAAUCUGACUGCUGGGAUUCCCAGUAGCAAAGUCAAAUAUUCCAAGCUCUCCAGCACUGAUGAUGGAUAUAUUGACCUGCAGUUCAAGAAGAGCCCACCAAAAAUCCCCUACAAGGCAAUUGCACUGGCUAUUGUGCUCUUCAUGAUUGGGACCUUCCUCAUUAUCAUAGGAGCCCUUCUCUUGGCAGGAUACAUUAGCAAAGGCGGAACGGACCGUGCCAUCCCCGUGCUCAUCAUUGGGAUCCUUGUGUUUCUCCCAGGCUUCUACCACCUGCGCAUUGCAUACUAUGCUUCCAAAGGCUACCGGGGCUAUUCCUACGACGAUAUCCCAGAUUUUGAUGAUUGAACAAUGUAUUUAAUUGCAUUAUAAUUAGGUCGGUGGUAAGAGCUGUUAGUUACCUUGGAUAUUGGGGGGAACUGUAAGAUUGUAGAUGGAAUAUAUCAGUCAUGAGCUGCCAGUUCCUGGUUUUGAGGGGUUUCAGGGUUUUCAUUUGGGGGAGUGGGUGCUCGAACAUGGAAUUGACCAAAAGAUUGCAACAUUAGGUGGGAAGAACAUGUGAUUUAUUGUAUCUUUUCCUCUUUUGGUUGCAUAAUGCUGGUUGCUUUUAAGAAGUUCUUCUUGGGCAAGGCAAUUCUAGCAGUUUUCUAAAAAUAGAUGAGCCAAUUCCAGCAGCAAAGAGAUUGGUUGUUCUGACUGUUUUAUAGAGUUUAUUUUAGUUUUCAGUGAGAUUGUGGUUAUCGUUGGGUUUACCUUUGCAGACAAACACCAUAGUUGAAUUCUCCUUUUGCUCUCUGUCCAUCAGAAAUGCUUCCAAUCUACUUGUCCUGUGCUAGUCUAGAGUAAUGUAAGUCAGAUGUGUACAAGAGGGGGGAAACUGCACUUGCAUGAAAUAACUUACAUGUAGUGCAUUUGCCGCACAACUCUUCUUGUCAGACUGACCAAGCUUAUUUACUCAGCAAACACAUUCUUCAGAAGCAAGCUGUUUCCCACGCCACUGUUACUUUUGGCAAAAUCCGCUUAUCCUUUAAAAGGACUGUUGUUGGAUUUUGCUUAUUAUUCUAAACAAACCAAAUGGAUAUGGGGAGAAGAAUUGGUAUCCAGACCAGGAUUCAAGUGUCUAAAUACCCACACUAGUCAAAACCAAGAUUUUUGGUAUUGGAGACACUUGAAUUCCAACUGUCUGCAUGUGUAUUUGGAAUCACUUUGUCCUUGUGCAUAACUCCCUAGACCAGUAAAAAAAAAUCUCUGUAUAGUUUGUACUGAGUAAAUCCCACUUGUAUUGUUUUGCUAGCUUCAGUGAUAGGUUAUUUGGGAAAACAGAUUUGUAGCUCAGUUUAUGUAAAGCAAAAACUGUCUCUUGAAUUGGGAAUGAAAUUGAUGUCCUGGGGAACAAGUACAUGACAAGUAGUGAUGCAAGUUAAUGUAUUUAAUAUGAAUAAACUUCACUAUAUUCUGUGUACAAA
Grus americana (Whooping crane) is the source of this 3928-nucleotide messenger RNA. It is a transcript of the gene TMEM230, whose product is annotated as transmembrane protein 230. Gene Ontology annotation, cellular component: endomembrane system; synaptic vesicle. NCBI's taxonomy places the organism in Eukaryota, Metazoa, Chordata, Aves, Gruiformes, Gruidae. The transcript is spliced from 4 exons. The coding region runs from base 2448 to 2810 and encodes 120 amino acids. Gene Ontology annotation, biological process: synaptic vesicle transport. The record is from RefSeq and is a predicted model, not a curated record.